GUAACUUUGAUAGGUAUUAUACCUUCGUUGGAAACGCACCAGCCGCUGACAGUUUCGUGGGCAGAUUUCACAGAGUGGUUCGUUGUAGCCAUGGAGUAUAAAAGACGCAAUGGUUCCCCUCUUAUGGGGGGUGUAUCUCAGGCUAAACGUGGUAAAACAGCAAGUGAAUGGGAGGACAGUCCAUCGCAGUUCGAAGAGGAGUUGUCCAUGUUUGAUGAAGCAGAGAUGGAGGGGGAGGAGAUGGAGGGACAGGCGGGACAUGAUGUUAUUCCCGUAGGUGACCUCUUCUCAACAAACAUUAACCCUCGCUGGCAGCGGCCUCAUGCUCCUACAGUGGACUCAUCAUCUGAUACUUUGGUGUUUCAGCAGAUUGACCUUGACUAUUAUUUAGGGCCUGCAGUGGCUGGCAUGCCUGGCCAGUUACAGGGAAAAGUCCCGAUUAUUCGGAUGUUUGGAGUGACAGACAGCGGCAACAGCGUUUGUUGCCACGUUCAUGGUUUUGCACCUUAUUUCUAUGUUCCAGCACCAAGUGGGUUCACAUCUGCUUUCCUGGGUGAUUUUAAAAGAGAGUUGAACUCUGUUGUUCUGAAGGACAUGCGCUCCAAUAAGGACAACAUCUCCAUCACAGUGUUGGCUGUGGACAUCACCCGCAAAGAGAACAUGUAUGGUUACCAUGGGAAACGCAUUAUGGAUUUCUUGAGGAUAACCAUGGCGAUGCCUCGUCUCAUUGCCCCCGCAAAGAGACUGCUGGAGCAGGGCUUUAAGUUUGGACCUUUCCCCAUCCAGAGUUACCAGUCGUAUGAGGCCAAUAUAGAUUUUGAAAUCAGGUUUAUGGUGGACAGUGAUGUGGUGGGAUGCUGCUGGAUUGAACUUCCCAAAGGCAAGUACAGGAUACGUGACGAGAAGAGCAUGGGGGGCACAGAUUCUCAGUACCCGGGCAAGGAGUCCUUGUGUCAGUAUGAGGUGGAUGUGGGAUGGACAGAUUUGAUAAGUCACCCAGCAGAGGGAGACUGGCAAAGGAUCGCACCACUCAGGGUCCUGAGCUUUGAUAUUGAAUGUGCAGGAAGAAAAGGAAUCUUCCCAGAGCCAGAUAAAGAUCCUGUGAUUCAGAUUGCAUCUAUGGUCCAGCGACAGGGUGAGACAGAGCCCUUCAUUCGCACAGUGUUCACCCUCCAGUCCUGCGCGAGCAUUGUGGGCUCUCAGAUAUUGUGUUUCGCACAAGAGAAACAGCUGCUGCAGAGCUGGGCGGAGUUUUUGAGGACAGUGGACCCAGACAUCAUCACAGGAUACAACAUUCAAAACUUUGACUUUCCUUACUUGCUCAACAGAGCUGCUGCUUUAAAGGUGAACCUGUUUCCCUACUUGGGCCGAGUACGAGGAAUCAAGUCAGUCUUGCGCGACCUAAACUUCCAGAGCAAGCAGAUGGGCCGCAGAGAGAACAAGACCGUUAACAUGGAGGGCCGGGUUCAGUUUGAUCUGCUGCAGGUGCUCCUCCGGGACUAUAAACUGCGCUCAUACACACUCAACGCUGUGAGUUUCCACUUCCUGCAAGAACAGAAGGAGGAUGUACAGCACUCCAUCAUCACUGAUCUGCAGAAUGGAAACGAACAGACUCGUAGACGUUUGGCUGUCUACUGCCUGAAAGACGCCUACCUCCCACUGCGCCUGCUGCAGAAGCUGAUGUGUGUGAUUAACUACAUGGAGAUGGCAAGAGUGACAGGUGUGCCUCUCACGUACCUGCUGUCAAGAGGACAGCAGAUCAAAGUCGUGUCUCAGCUGCUGCGACAGGCCAUGAAACAGGACUUGGUCAUGCCUGUUGUUAAGACAGAAGGAGGAGAAGACUACACUGGCGCCACUGUCAUUGAGCCAGAGAAAGGGUAUUACAGUGUCCCUAUUGCCACCCUGGAUUUCUCCUCCUUGUAUCCGUCCAUCAUGAUGGCUCACAAUCUGUGCUACACCACCCUGCUGCAGAGGGGCUCUGUAGAGAAACUAGGCUUGUCACCUGAGGACUUCAUCAAGACUCCGACUGGUGAUCUGUUUGUGAAGAGCUCGGUAAGGAAAGGACUUCUACCUGAGAUCCUGGAGAACCUGCUGUCUGCCAGAAAGAGGGCCAAAACAGAGCUGAAGAAGGAAACUGACCCUUUCAAGAAGCAGGUGCUGGAUGGCCGACAGCUGGCCCUCAAAAUCAGUGCAAACUCUGUCUAUGGCUUCACGGGUGCUCAGGUGGGCAAGCUGCCCUGCCUAGAGAUCUCCCAGAGCGUCACAGGUUUUGGAAGACAGAUGAUCGAGCAAACCAAACAGCUAGUGGAGUCAAAAUACAUUAUUUCCAAUGGUUACCAAGGUGAUGCCAAGGUAAUCUAUGGGGACACAGACUCUGUAAUGGUUAAGCUUGGAGUUGCAACAGUAAGGGAGGCGAUGGAUAUCGGGAGGGAGGCAGCGGAGUGGGUGUCGUCCCAUUUUACUCCGCCCAUCAAACUGGAGUUUGAGAAGGUGUACUACCCAUACCUGCUGAUUAACAAGAAGCGCUACGCAGGCCUGUAUUUCUCCUCCAGUGCACACACACAUGAGAAGAUGGACUGUAAAGGCAUUGAGACUGUCCGCAGAGACAACUGCCCUCUGGUGGCUAACCUCAUCAACACCUGUCUGCAGAGAAUCCUCAUAGACAGGGACCCGCAGGGUGCAGUGGCUCAUGCCAAAGAAGUGAUCUCAGACCUUCUGUGCAACCGCAUCGACAUCAGCCAGCUGGUCAUCACCAAGGAGCUAACGCGCACCGCCCAGGAGUACGCUGGCAAACAGGCACACGUGGAGCUGGCAGAGAGGAUGAGGAAAAGAGAUGCUGGCAGUGCCCCCAACCUGGGAGACCGAGUUCCAUAUGUCAUCAUCAAGGCUGCGAAGGGAGCAGCAGCGUACAUGAAGUCAGAGGACCCAAUCUAUGUGCUGGAAAACAACAUUCCCAUCGACACCCAAUACUACCUGGAACAGCAGCUGUCCAAGCCCCUGCUGAGAAUAUUUGAGCCCAUCCUGGGAGAGAGCAAGGCAGAGAGCGUCCUGCUCAAGGGUGACCACACACGCUGUAAGACGGUGUUGACCUCAAAGGUCGGGGGCCUCAUGGCAUUUGCCCAGAAGAGGAGCACCUGUAUCGGCUGCAAAGCUGUGCUCAAGACAGACACGGCUGUGUGUGAUUUCUGUAAGAAGAAGGAGUCUGAACUGUACCAAAAGGAGAUCUUUCACUUGAACACACUGGAGGAACGUUUCUCUCGUCUGUGGACUCAGUGUCAGCGUUGUCAAGGCUCCCUCCAUGAGGAUGUGCUCUGUACCAGCCGGGAUUGUCCCAUCUUCUACAUGAGGAAGAAGGUUCAGAAAGAUCUGGAUGACCAGAGUAAGCUGGUGUCUCGUUUUGGAUGGUGAGAAAAGGGGCACACAACACACUCUCAUUCCUCCUGUGCCUCAUUUCAGAUAACUUUGGACUCUCAUUGUUUUUCUACAUCUUUUAGUGCUGUGAAAAUGCAUAUAUAUCGCACUAUUUCUAAUAUGAAUAAAGUGACAAUAAGUAGUAUCUUUUUGUAAAAUAAAAUCAAAAAGCAAUCUAUUUGUUUUGGGCUUUCAGAUAUGAUCAUUACUUAUUUAACGAUGAUUACAAAAAUCCCUUUUGAAGUGGUUAAAAUUACACACAGGAUACUGAACCACACUGCCGUCAAACAUGGCAGACAGUAAAUGUACGUGACGUGUCCUGUGUGGGAAGAAGUUUGUAUGAACCUGCCUGUUCAGAUGUACGUUCCCCAAUCUUAAUUUGACAUCAAAGUAAAAGUGUGGAGUUUUACAGAAAUGAAAAGAGGAACUUGAUUGGCUUCCUCUUCAUCGUUAUUGUCUGACCUCAUAAACCACAUCCCUUCCCCUUCACUGAUUUGGUACAAAAACCCUGAUCUUCUUUAUGGUUUUAUGGAGAACACUGGGUGUAGUAUUUGCUCUUCCUUCUUGAAACAUGUGAAAAAGUAGAGGUCUGUAUAUGGAAGGUUUACAAAUCAGAUCUGGUGUAAACGCACCACAUUCUCUACUUGGUUUGUGUGUUUGACAAAAGUAACCAGUAAACACAUUGGAUAAACAAAACAGACCAGAUGUAAAAGCUACAGACAUUUACUUGUUCAUUAUACCAGAGUGCAUUACAGAUUUCAUAUGACUGUCAGUGGCUUCUUCAGAUCAAAUCAGUUACUCCAUAUUUUCACAAUGGAAUUACAUUGAGUCCAAAUGAUGACAGCCUGCUGGUUUUAUACCAAUGAACCAAAGAAAAUUAGGAAUCCGUCAUAGAUGGAUUCACUUCUGUUAGCACAAUACAACUCAGUUGAAGUUAGCUCACUGAACUUUGAUAUCAUUUUAGUAACUAUGUGGACAGCAGUUAGUUAAUGCAGAUGCUGGGUUUUUUUUUUAAAUUGGGAAAACUGUUUGUAAUGAUACAAAAAUAGAAAUUCAACCAUCCAUUAUAUUUACUAGUGAUGGUAAUUAUCAAAGACAAACACUGCUAUAAAAAACGGUUGCGCUACUGAAUAUGCUUAUAAUCAGAUACCAUGACUGUUGCUGUGAGACUAAGUUAAACACUGCUUUCAGUGGUUUCAUGUAUUACCACAUGAAUAUUUGCACACACUACAUUCUCUGGUAGAGUGUGGUGUAGCAUCAUCUGUGCUUUGACACAGUGACUUACAAUUUGAACCACCAACAACACUUGGACUGACAUAAUAAUUGCUUUAAAAAGUGGACUUUGGAAUACAGCGUGACUGUGUGGAGCAAACAGCAGGGCCAACACUUCAAAUGAUAAGUUAAUGGUGUAAAAUAUGGAAACAGGCAUCAGAUUUCAACCAAUCAUUUGACACAGCGCUCAGUCUGUUAUUCCUCAGUUCCUGAUAAAACACCAUAUUCCUGAGUAAACCUUUGAAAUGGCACUACCACUAAUUCAAAGUUCUACAAAAAUAAACAUAUGAUAGGAAAUGAAUAAAGUGCACCUAGGAAUCUGGAACACAAUUUUGAGGCUUUUGUUACUGUGGUGAUGCUAUCCUACUACAGCAUUUCCUGAACAUUCAAUCGAAAGCACAAGGUCUGAAGUGCAUGGCUCAAGUGCAUUUAGGGUGUGUCCAUAUCCACUUCCACUAUUUCAACAGCAGAAAAAACAGUCGCUGUGCCAGGCGCAUGAUUCAAAAGGCUUGUACUUAAACCAAAUCAGAGUGCCAUCUACCAUUCCCUUUAAAAGCCAGGUGUGCUUGCACCUUGACACAUUGCUAUUAUAAUGGCGCAGUUUUUCACACAAAAUUGGAGUCCAUUUGUGGUGACUGACCAGUGAGCCCAGUCCCAGCACAUGCACACAGCACGCUUGGGAAAGGAAAGGCUAAGCUAAUCAAUGCAUUGUGCACAGCUCUACAAAGAAGCAACGGCACAAAUCGGCACAGAGUUAGACAUCUUUUAUGUUAUAUUAUAAGAAGUGUAAAUACAUUUUCGGUCCAUUAUGAACCUGUGGUGGGACAAAUUUAGUCUAGGUGAUGAAUGGGAAACACUGGUGGAUUUACCAGGUAGUAAGACAGAACGCUUCUCUGCAGAGCCUUAUUUAUGUCCAAGAGGCAUCCAUAACACAUGGCAAAAUAUGCCACAAGGCAUGCUCUGUCCUUCUGAGGCUGUAUUGUGUUCCACCUGACAUAGCCAAACAUCUGAAGUGAACAGUUUGUGUGUAACAGGCAGCUGCUGUGUGUUGUACACUUGCCUAUCUAGGCACAUAUUACUCUCUUGAUGAUGCGCCCUUAAAAUAACAGUAAAAUACUUCACUGACUUCAGACCAGGUUUUUGUUGGUCAAUUGCGCAAUCGCUUUACGCUACCUUAAGAAAGCAAUGUGCCAACAAUGCGCCUGACCGCAUCAGAUGCGCAUGGAUGCUGAGAUGAGCGGAAGUGUAUUUGCUAUUUAAACAACGCGGGCACUGGACGGGAAAAUGACAACUGCCUCAGUCUGAAACUUGUGAAGACACUUGCGGUUCGCCUUGCGCCAGGUCUAAGAUAGGGCCCAUGGUCUUUGUGAGGGGGAAAAAAACCCCAACUAUCUAUUGUUUCAAAGACCAGAGGACAUGCCAACCUAUGGAAAAAAAAAACAGAAGGGGAAGAAGAAAAACAUCUGACUGGAGGCAAAACAGGAAAAAAGUAUCCAAGUCACUUGGAUACUGUUUUCUCAUGAAGUGUACAUUGAACAGCUUGUUACUGUGAGCCUUUGACCCCUAAGUUAAGAGGUGCUGAAAACACUGGCCGGACUAUUUAAGAUUAGAAAAAGUUAUCUGUAUGGACAACUUCUCAUGGAUUCUUGGAAAAAAAAAA
This is a messenger RNA of Seriola dumerili (greater amberjack), 6343 nucleotides long. RefSeq names its product DNA polymerase delta 1, catalytic subunit (gene pold1). Gene Ontology annotation, biological process: nucleotide-excision repair, DNA gap filling; DNA replication proofreading; base-excision repair, gap-filling. Gene Ontology annotation, molecular function: DNA-directed DNA polymerase activity; nucleotide binding; DNA binding. Gene Ontology annotation, cellular component: delta DNA polymerase complex. The record is from RefSeq and is a predicted model, not a curated record. NCBI's taxonomy places the organism in Eukaryota, Metazoa, Chordata, Actinopteri, Carangiformes, Carangidae. Bases 91 to 3408 code for a protein of 1105 amino acids. The transcript is spliced from 27 exons.